This is a messenger RNA of Symsagittifera roscoffensis, 3099 nucleotides long. RefSeq lists its product as uncharacterized. NCBI's taxonomy places the organism in Eukaryota, Metazoa, Xenacoelomorpha, Acoela, Convolutidae. Bases 660 to 2441 code for a protein of 593 amino acids. The record is from RefSeq and is a predicted model, not a curated record. The transcript has 4 exons.
AAACGCCGAAACCAGGUGGUUGAGGUAAGUGAAUUUUACGAGCUUACAUGUCAUCUUUCGAUGCACAAAAAUGCAAAUCAGAAAGCGACAUCGACUCAAUAACGAAAAAUUCAACAGUUUAGCGUAUACAAAGUUUGUGCCUAUUAUCGAAUUUCCGAAGUUCAAAUGCUGAAAUGAGGGUGGUUAAUUGUGUUCUAUCUUUGGAAAUAUUUCAACAGACUGUUGCUUGUGAAAUAUUGUGACCACUGCCUGACUUGUGUACUUACUAUCAAAAGCUCAAUUAAAUAUGUACAUUAUUUAUGUACCGGAUUACGAACGCGUCCAAGGUUUGUGAAAUUAAGGUUUGGAUCAAGAUUUAGAACAUUACACUUACAUCGUUGAAAUUACGAACUACUCUUUACGAACUGAUCUAAUCAGAAACCCAAUGUUUGUGAAGUUAACUGUUAGACGUCAUAGCAAAAGAAAAUUUGGAUAUUUUAUGAUCUAGCGCCUGCACAACGGCUUGAUUUUCAGUAGAAGUUAGUUUCAAAUUCAUAGAUAAAAGCAAUUUGCAAAUAGCUUUUACUCGACUUGUUUUUUUAUUUCGCUUAUUUGCACAAGCAGUAUUUGUGUUAUUCAGAUAUUUUACCUUACGCGUUAUUGUCUUACCAUUAGUACAGAUGGCUUCUUCCGAUGCAAAAAAGAAUGUGAAGUACUUUGUGCCAGGAGGUUACAGUGUUCUCGAUUUCAGCUCCAUGUGCGAUUGGUACAUGAACACUUAUUUCCCUAGAUGGAAAGAUAGUGGCGUGAAUUUAGUCCCCCCUUUGCCGGAACACAUGCCUCUAGAACCUCCUGAGGCCGCAUCUGGGGGUGCAAGAAGGAAAAGCACGGGAAAGAAACAGUACUUUAACUUUAGAACGGGUCAGAAAUCACAAAUCGAUGAGUACAAUGUUGUUAAACUGAUUCAAAAAUAUGCAACGGAAAACGAUUUGGCCAUGUUUAUAUUUCAUGGGUUAAAAAUGGAUCAGCAAAGAUGGAAACUGAUGCAGUUUGUUAUCCGUAACGAGCUCACUGCCGAUGUCUGGGAUGACCUGAAGGUUUCGUGCGAUUUUGAUGAGAAGCUUAACCUGCCUUGUAAUCUUGAAAUUGACUUGGUGACUUUGGAUCCUCAAAACGGAUUGAUUUUGUGGGAAGUUAAAAGCAGAGAUUUUGGAGUGGAAGGUUCAGCAAAUCUGAACAAAAUAGGCAGUGCUGUGAAACAAUUGAAGAAAGAUAAAUUGUUUAUUACAUGGCUGGCGAAAUGGUUUACAUCAUUACACGAACUGGAAUUAGAGGUUAAGCAAGUUGUUGUACUGCCGGAUGAUACAAUUACUAGUGAACAAAAUGAUAAUUUUGGAAAUCUGCGACAGGAUUACAACAUACUCGAUAAAGAGAAUCUGGCCGAUAUGAGAAAGUUUUUUGAGAAAGUGCGAACCGAUUACCCAUCUGCUGCUAACGUGAAAUCAGCUUUCGAUAUGCUCGUUCCGUCUUUGGUGGGAUGUGUGGCUGCGAUUUCGCAACUUCAAUCGAUUCCAUCUCAAAAGAAACAAACCUGCCCUCAAGGCCUCGAGGCAACUUUCAGUUCAGCGCAAGCAGUCGCGAAAUUGGACCGCGAAAUACAACAGGAGCUUUUUUCACGGAAAGAGAAUCCUUUUACAGAAGUUUUGCCCACGAAGAAAAACACUGUUUUCAAAGGUUCAAAGUUUAUCAAAGUUCUUUUCUUGACUCCAAAGCAGCAGAAGGUGUUUGAUUUAUCUUCAACAGGGUUGAAGAUAAUUCAGGGACCAGCAGGUUCUGGUAAAACAAUCCUUACAGUUUUCAAAGCCCUCGAUGUGGCGUCAAAAUGCGACGGUAAAUUUCUUCUACUCUGCCGCGGAAGCUUUGCGUGGAGCUACUACGAACUGUUUACAGGAAAUGGGCAUAAGACGAAAAUGGCAACUCGGGAAGGUAUUAGUAAAAAAGGGGCCCAAAAGUUUUUUCUGGAAGCACUCGAAACUUCAUAUAACAUCAAAGAAGAUUGCCCAGAUACUGUAGUGGUUGAUAUCAAAUUGAACCCUGAUAAGCUUGGAAGCAAUGAUGACAAGAUCAUUAUUGGGCAAACUACUGAUUUUGCCGAUGAUUUUUACCAUAAAACGAAUCUGCUCAUGAAGUUGUUUCUAAUAAAGAAUCUCAAAAUGAAGGUAAAAGACUUGAAAAAAAUGAAAACUGAAAUCCGUUGGCAACAAAAUCUGCACAUUUUUAUGGAUGACGGUGACUUGGCCGAAAUUUUGCUGCGUUGUAAGGAAAUCUUCUUUCAAGCCGACGAGGAAGAAUAUUUGACUUGGACAGUAUUGGACCACAAGCAGAGCUCGGGUUUUAGCGCAUACAUAGACCAGCAGAGUUAUGAACAAGUGAGGGCGCACUUUGAAUCCAGCAGGACAUAACUGCUCGUUUUGCAAGAAGUGCUACGUAACUCAGUAGAAAUUCACAAUUUUAACAUGGCGUUGAUACAACAAAUUUCAAGUUUGAAUCAUGUGAUCCACACCGAAAAACCUGGAAAUGCGUUGGCUAUUGCCGCUCCUAAGCAGGGUUCGAAUUUUCAUGGGCCACCUAUCACGAUAUUUGAACUUUAUGAUCAUUGCAUGCUCGAAGAUUCCAUGUCACUAGGAAACAAUUUUCAAUUUAGAGCUAAAAGAGCUUCAGAUUUUACCGCGUUCGUGUUGACAAAAAUUCUUAAUGAUGGUGCUAAAACUGAAGAUCUUCCGAUUUUAUCUGCGGAUUGCGGAGAGUGGAAAAAGUUUGUUGGAGAUACUUUAGAAAAACUUGAUUUUAGAGCAGCUGAUUUAGAGCAUCGCCUGGUACAACCGGAAGAGUUUGGUGGUGCAUCUGUUGUGACCAUCGAGAACUGUGUUCUCACGAGGUCUUUUGAGUGGGAGAGAGCUUUAGUAUUGACUAGUUCACCUAUUCGACUAACCUACACUAAUGCACUUGAAGCACCAUUAGUGUUUCAAGUGCUUCGCUCAUCUCUGGUCUACAUGUACCAAGCCUGCACCCGAGCCAGAUCCCAGUUGUAUAUCAUCGCACCAGGAAAAUAAACCAAUG